Messenger RNA from Lactuca virosa, 927 nucleotides. The record is from the annotation of a GenBank genome assembly. Lineage: Eukaryota; Viridiplantae; Streptophyta; Magnoliopsida; Asterales; Asteraceae.
AUGCUCCGUCUUGGUCGACGAUCACUCGCCGCUGUCCGAUAUUUCUCGGCGACAGCGGUUGCAGAGGCUUCGAAAGUUCCAGCUCCAUCCCUUGCCCCUGGUGCCAUCACCAUCGCCACUAGGAAAAACACCGGUACCGGAAAGGACACCUUAGGUCGAAGUCUUCUUAGCCUGGUUUACACGAAACGCAGUGCCGUUAUCACCAUAAACAAAUGGAAGGAGGAAGGGCACGUUGUUCGUAAGUACGAGCUUAAUCGCAUAGUACGAGAGCUCCGGAAGCUAAAGCGUUACAAACACGCCCUCGAGGUUUGUGAAUGGAUGACUUUACAACAAGAUAUCAAGUUAGUAGAAGGAGAUUACGCUGUUCACUUGGACUUAAUUGCAAAAGUUCGUGGUAUAAACAGCGCAGAGAAGUUUUUUGAAGAUCUCCCAUAUCAAAUGAAAGGGCAGCCAACCUGUACAGCUCUUCUCCAUACUUACGUCCAGCAUAAAGAUUCUUCCAAAGUCGAAGCUUUAAUGGCAAAAAUGUCAGAAUGUGGUUUCUUGAAAUACCCUCUUCCUUUUAACCAUAUGAUGUCACGCUACAUCUCCAAUGACCAAUUACAAAAGCUUCCUGGAAUUCUUCAGGAGCUGAAAAAGAAUACCUCACCAGAUAUAAUAACUUACAAUCUAUGGUUAACAACAUGUAACUCCCAGAAUGACAUCAUUACUGCUGAAAAGAUUAUUCUUGAGCUGAAGAAGAGAAAGGUGGAUCCAGAUUGGGUAACAUUUAGUCUUUUAACCAGUUUGUAUCUUAAAAAUUCACGACAUGAAGACGCUUCCUUGAGUGUUAAGGAAAUGGAGAAAAGGGUUUCUAAAAAAAGUCCGUGUUGCUUAUUCUUCAAUUAUCAGUCUUUAUACAAGUCUUGGGAAAAAAGAAGAUGUUGA